Molecule: messenger RNA, 1992 nt
Organism: Monosiga brevicollis MX1
Lineage: Eukaryota; Choanoflagellata; Craspedida; Salpingoecidae
Exons: 2
Coding region: 226-1836 (536 amino acids)
Biological process (GO): proteolysis
Molecular function (GO): metalloexopeptidase activity
Source: RefSeq, a predicted model, not a curated record
CGCAACUCGAGCGGGUGGGGGCGGUCCGCGGGGUCAACCUGGGAACGCAGUGCUGUCUGGGGCAUAGGCCACUGCGUAGACCGCAUGCGAGAUAUACACCUAGCGCUCUGGGUUCCUGUUUGAUCGUUUCCCGUCUUUAUUUGCCCACAAAUUUAUUCUAUUGAAUAAGAUCGCCUUGCGCCGAGUGUGGGGUGAGAUCUGGCCAUUGGCUUGGAGCUGCUGGCCAUGGAACGCCAGGCAAUCCUGGGCCAGGCCGAGGUGCGCGGCCACCGCAUCAGCUCCAAGAAAUUGGGCUUGCUGAUGGCGGCAGGUAUUGUCGUGCUGACGAUCUGCAUCGUGACGCCCGUGGUGCUUAUCAAGCCGAGUGGGAGUGUGCCAGCCGAUGACUUUGCGGGCCAGGUGGUGGCCUCUCAGGCGGCGUACACCCACUUGGAUUAUCUCGCCCAGACGGCAGCGAUCAACGGCAGCAACAGUCGCUCCAUUGCUACCAACUACAUUUACAGUAUUGGAUAUGUGCAGCAAGCUAUCGAGGCCGCUGGCGGUGCGGCGCGCUUUAAUGCUACUGUGGACUACUUUGUGAGCCCUUACUGGCGCUUGCUGAACGAGAGCGCGAGUGCGAGUAUCUUGACCAUUGGCAAUACCUACAGCUUCACCAAUGGAUACGAUUUUCGUGUCCUGCGUUACAGCGGUGCAGGCAAUCCUACCAGCACCAUCACGCAUGUCAAGGAUAGCUGUACCGCAGCCGACUACACAGCUGCCAACGGCACCAUUGUCUUGCUCCAGGCCGUGAGUGGCCUAGCUGACUGUGACCUCUACACCCGGGCCAUGCUUGCCGAGGCAGCCGGCGCCGUGGGUCUGAUUGCGUAUGCCACAAAGGCGAGCGACGGCAUUCUUUGGCCGCGCGUGCGUGCCAGCGACUGGGAUGUUAGCAUGCCCUUCACCACGCUGCCCAGCGUGGGUGUCACCUCCACGGUCGCUCAGAUCCUGCUGGAUACCACCGAGGCCGUCACCCUUUUCGUGGCGGCUAUGAGCACGCAUGUUCCGAGCGCCAAUCUUAUUGUCGAUACGUUGGAUGGUGACCCGGCCAACACACUGGUUGUUGGUGCGCAUUUGGACAGCGUCGAUGCCGGACCCGGCGUGAAUGACAACGGAUCCGGCUCCGCUGCAGUGUUGGCCAUGGUGAGCGUUAUGGGCGCCAAGAACAUGAAGCCCCGCAACCGCAUUCGCUUUUGCUGGUGGGGCGCCGAGGAAGAAGGCCUGAUUGGCUCUCGCAGCUACCUGCGCAAGCUCAACGCGACGGACCCAGCGGAGUUUCAACGCCUCAAGGCCAAUCUCAACUUUGACAUGCUGGCCAGCCCCAAUGCGGUGCACCUUGUAUACGAUGGCAUGACUGCACCUCCCAGCAGCAGGGCCGGCUCUGUCCAACUUCAAAAACUAUUUGAGACAUUUUUCAACCGCAGCCAGGUCAAAUACAAGAUUCAGCCAUUCUCUACCACCGGCGGCUCCGACUAUUUCCCUUUUAUUCACAGCGGUCAGUGCUUUUGCUAUGCAGGAGUCACCGUCAAAUCCAGGCGCUGCUCACACUUGAAUGACCGCGACUUGACAGGCAUUCCAGCGGGAAGCAUUGCUACUGGUGCUGGUACAGAGAAGACGCCCAUGGAGCGGGAUACGUAUGGAGGCACUGCCAACGCAGCUUAUGACACUUGUUACCACCAGUCUUGCGAUACUCUCCAAAAUAUUAAUAAAAACGUUUAUGACGUGCAGCUGGCCGCUGCGUCCUUUGCUGUCUGGCACUUGGCUGAUUUGCCAACCCUGGGUGCACUGCGCCAAGCGUGAAACCAUCUCCUUGCCCGAUUGUGCGGCAAGCUGAAUUCCUUCUAUUGUUUGAUGUUUGAUGAGGGAGUCAUUCUCGUCUAUCUUUGCUCUCAGUUUUGCGACUUAAGCGCGCUGCUACAUGUUCGUGGCAGAAAACCAAAUUUUAAUUUUUGCCCC